Molecule: messenger RNA, 1111 nt
Organism: Terrapene triunguis (Three-toed box turtle)
Lineage: Eukaryota; Metazoa; Chordata; Testudines; Emydidae
Product: ras-related protein Rab-34-like
Exons: 4
Coding region: 55-300 (81 amino acids)
Source: RefSeq, a predicted model, not a curated record
CUCUUCCUGGUGGGCUCGAAGAAGGAUCUGAGUCCGCCCGCACAGUACAGCCUCAUGGAGAGAGACGCCAUCAAGGUGGCCAAGGAGAUGCGGGCGGAGUACUGGGCUGUCUCCUCGCUCACCGGGGAGAACGUGAGGGAGUUUUUUUUCCGCGUGGCCUCGCUGACCUUCGAGACCAGCGUGCUGGCCGAGCUGGAGAAGAGCAGCGCCAGGAAGAUCGGGGACGUCGUGCGGAUUCACAGCACGGACAGCGACCUGUACCUGACGGCGCAGAGGAGGAAAUCCAAGUGCUGCCGCUGACGGGGGACGCCAGCCCCGCCCCGCUGCGUGCACCGAACUCUCUUCGCUACCAAAGAGCUGCUGGCGGAUCCCAGCUGUGGGCCUGCGGGGGCUGGUGCCUGCUCAGCGGAGAUCCCUCCCCCCGGCUCAGCUCCUGCCCCCGCCGCUCACCCUGCUCACCCAGAACUAUUCCUUCCCUCUGCGCCCUGGGCCGGGGCAGCUGGGAACCACGGCCUGGCUCCAGCUCCUGGGCUGGGGCUGGGCUGAAGCACAGGCAGCAGCCAGGCGUUGGGAAGAGCUGCCGGCACCGCUCCUUGCCCUGACCGGCCAGGUGAGCGAUGGAGGCAGCUGAGCACCCCUCCGUUCUGUGCCCUGCAGUGCCCCCCUCCUGGCUGGGACAGGAAUCCCCCCUCCCUCCCGGGCUAGGGCAGAGCGUGGUCUCUGCGUGCCCCGGCCCUGUCCCCUGCUGGCCUCGUGGCUGGGGCUGGCUGGGCAGGGCGCUGCCCUGCUUUCGCUCCGCUGGUGUUAAUGCUGCCAGGAGCCGGCCGCGGAGCCAGGCAGCGUCCUGCCCACCUACUGCAACAAGAGUCAGGAAGCAGCUGGAGCAGUAGCCUGGGACUUGCCCCAGACCCUGCUGCCUGCAGAGAAAGGGAAGAGACUGCACAAGCUCGUUAACUAUGCAAAUCAGUGUGUAAUCAACAAAGGGGAGAGGUCUCCUGGCGCUGACGCUAUGUAAUAAAGCCGAAUUUCUACGCUUUUUUAAAAAAAAGAAAAUACCCAGUGAUUGGGGGUGUGGGGACCAGUGCUGGCCGGAUUUCCUCUGGGAGCGAGG